Molecule: messenger RNA, 1602 nt
Organism: Dentiscutata heterogama
Lineage: Eukaryota; Fungi; Glomeromycota; Glomeromycetes; Diversisporales; Gigasporaceae
Source: the annotation of a GenBank genome assembly
AUGCGAAAAACAGAAACAGCAAAAUUGAAAGAUGGUGAAUCAACAGGAUGGAUAAAGGUUUCAAAAAAGCCAACGUCGCGAUUUAAUAAUCGCGUUACUGAAUCACAAUCGGGUAACCGUGUUACUGUUGAUCCACAAACCAAUACCGCGUUACAAACGAAUAACUUAGUUGCUACUGAACCGCAACAAAAACUUACUAAACAAAAAUCGCGUGUAACCUUAAAGCAAUCUUCUUUAUCGCAAUUUUUCCAACUGGAAAAUAGAUUUGAAAAUAAUCAACUAAGUACUGCAAAAGAAGUCAAUAUCUCGCGUCAAAAUCAAACUAUUAAACCACCUGCAAAAAAACAAUCGUCGAGAAAGUGGAAGGAUGCUCAAGAAGAAACAAUAGGAAAAUACGUCAAACAAGGUCAGAAUCGACAAAUUACUUUGACAAUAUGCUUUGAAAACUCUAUGAACUUUUAUACGAUAUUGAGAGCUACCAAAGAAAAAAUUAUUGCCAGUAAAAAUUGUGAAAAAAAAAAUAAUCGUAUCAAAAAAACAAUGCCAGUUAAACCAAAUAAUAUAAUAAAUGGAAAUGAAAAAAUUCAAAAGAAAUUGGUAGAUUUCUUUCGCUUGAAAAAUCAACAUAUAAAACAUAGUCAAAAUACUAUAAUUGCUUCGGAAUUUCAAAAUCUUCCUAAUUCAGCAUCUGUGAAUGGUUCAACAACUAUAGAUGUUAAUCAGGAUUUGUCACAAGAAUGCUCUAAUAAUCCUCCUGAUGAUCUAAAUGGUGCAAAACCUAAAAAAUCCCUUAUAUCUUCAAAAAAGCGUCUUGGCAUAUCUUAUUGGCAAAAUCGGGAUGAUCAACAAAUGCCUCAGGGUAAUUCUUAUCACUUAUCAACCUUUUCCGUGUUAACGGAUGACUCUUUUAUAACAACAUCUUCGCGAUUAAGUCCCGAAAUUUCAUCGGAUAAACAUCCCAGAAAAUCAUCAAAGAAUAUCUAUUGUGACGGCAAUGUACAUGAUAAGGAGUUUGAAAAGGGUACAUCAGUUCAAAUUAGUAAUUCUCCAUUACAAAACAAUAUGAAGUCUCUAUUAGAAAUGAAUAAUGAUAAACGUUCAGUGUUUGUGCAGAACAAUCCGACUUUGGUAGCGGCAUCAAAGCCAGUGACUAACAGAAAUCAUGAAACUUGUACGAAAACUGUUCAUGAAUCACAGAAAAAUAACGAUAAUUUUCAAAAAAACGAAGAUCUCAAUUCCAAUAUAUCCAUUCGUAACAUUAAACUUACGGAACAAGCUGAAGCCUUAGAUAUCCAUUCUAAACAAGAAGCUCUAUUCUGUUCUACUUCGCCUGUAUCGUCUCCAUUAUCAUUCUUUUCACAAUCACAAAUUAUUGAUGAAAUGGGUCAUCAAGAUAAGCAAAAAGAGAUACCUAGAUCUCGAACGCCAGACUAUCUUGCCAUUCAAGAAAGGUUGAUUAAAUCUGGUAUUUCACCCGCACCUUCGCCACCGUCAUUGUUUUCUCAAAGUGCAUUUGAACAAAUGUCAUUGUCUACUUUGGAACAAAUGCCUUCACUAAACAUGUGUACUCUUCAAUUUGAUGAUUUCGAUGACUUGUUUUAA